AUGGCGGACAGGAAUGACCGUCCCCCUAAUCAGGAUAAACCCACAGUCCAUCAGACCCACAGACCCUCAGACCCCCACAGUCCAUCAGACCCUCAGACGCCCACAGUCCAUCAGACCCUCAGACCCUCACAGUCCAUCAGACCCACAGACCCUCAGACCCCCACAGUCCAUCAGACCCACAGACCCUCAGACCCCCAUAGUCCAUCAGACCCACAGACCCUCAGACCCCCACAGUCCAUCAGACCCUCAGACCCUCAGACCCCCACAGUCCAUCAGACCCUCAGACCCUCACAGUCCAUCAGACCCACAGACCCUCAGACCCCCACAGUCCAUCAGACCCACAGACCCUCAGACCCCCACAGUCCAUCAGACCCUCAGACGCCCACAGUCCAUCAGACCCUCAGACCCUCACAGUCCAUCAGACCCACAGACCCUCAGACCCCCACAGUCCAUCAGACCCACAGACCCUCAGACCCCCAUAGUCCAUCAGACCCACAGACCCUCAGACACCCUCAGUCCCACAGACCCUCAGACCCCCACAGUCCAUCAGACCCUCAGACCCUCACAGUCCCACAGACCCUCAGACCCUCAGACCCCACAGUCCAUCAGACCUCAGACCCCCACAGUCCAUCAGACCCUCAGACCCUCACAGUCCAUCAGUCCCACAGACCCUCAGACCCCCACAGUCCAUCAGACCCUCAGACCCUCACAGUCCCUCAGACCCACAGACCCUCAGACCCCCACAGUCCAUCAGACCCUCAGACCCUCACAGUCCAUCAGACCCUCAGACCCCCACAGUCCAUCAGACCCACAGACCCUCAGACCCCCACAGUCCAUCAGACCCUCAGACCCUCACAGUCCAUCAGACCCACAGACCCUCAGACCCCCACAGUCCAUCAGACCCACAGACCCUCAGACCCCCACAGUCCAUCAGACCCACAGACCCUCAGACCCCCACAGUCCCACAGACCCUCAGACCCCCACAGUCCCACAGACCCUCAGACCCUCAGACCCCCACAGUCCAUCAGACCCUCAGACCCUCAGACCCCCACAGUCCAUCAGACCCACAGACCCUCAGACCCCCACAGUCCAUCAGACCCUCAGACCCUCAGACCCCCACAGUCCAUCAGACCCUCAGACCCUCACAGUCCAUCAGACCCACAGACCCUCAGACCCCCACAGUCCAUCAGACCCACAGACCCUCAGACCCCCACAGUCCAUCAGACCCUCAGACCCUCACAGUCCAUCAGACCCACAGACCCUCAGACCCCCACAGUCCAUCAGACCCACAGACCCUCAGACCCCCACAGUCCAUCAGACCCUCACAGUCCAUCAGACCCACAGACCCUCAGACCCCCACAGUCCAUCAGACCCUCAGACGCCCACAGUCCAUCAGACCCACAGACCCUCAGACCCCCACAGUCCAUCAGACCCACAGACCCUCAGACCCCCACAGUCCCACAGACCCUCAGACCCUCAGACCCCCACAGUCCAUCAGACCCACAGACCCUCAGACUCCCACAGUCCAUCAGACCCACAGACCCUCAGACCCCCACAGACCCACAGACCCUCAGACCCCCACAGUCCCACAGACCCUCAGACCCUCAGACCCCCACAGUCCAUCAGACCCUCAGACCCUCAGACCCCCACAGUCCAUCAGACCCACAGACCCUCAGACCCCCACAGUCCAUCAGACCCACAGACCCUCAGACCCCCACAGUCCAUCAGACCCUCAGACCCCCACAGUCCAUCAGACCCACAGACCCUCAGACCCCCGCAGACCCACAGACCCUCAGACCCCCACAGUCCAUCAGACCCUCAGACCCCCACAGUCCAUCAGACCCACAGACCCUCAGAGCCCCACAGUCCAUCAGACCCACAGACCCUCAGACCCCCACAGUCCCACAGACCCUCAGACCCCCACAGUCCAUCAGACCCACAGACCCUCAGACCCCCACAGUCCCUCAGACCCACAGACCCACAGACGCCCACAGUCCCACCGACCCACAGACCUCAGACCCCCACAGUCAAUCAGACCCUCAGACCCUCAGACCCCCACAGUCCAUCAGACCCACAGACCCUCAGACCCCCACAGUCCAUCAGACCCUCAGACCCCCACAGUCCAUCAGACCCACAGACCCUCAGACCCCACAGUCCAUCAGACCCUCAGACCCCACAGUCCAUCAGACCCACAGACCCUCAGACCCCCACAGUCCAUCAUACCCACAGACCCUCAGACCCCCACAGUCCCACAGACCCUCAGACCCUCAGACCCCCACAGUCAAUCAGACCCUCAGACCCUCAGACCCCCACAGUCCAUCAGACCCACAGACCCUCAGACCCCCACAGUCCAUCAGACCCACAGACCCUCAGACUCCCUCAGUCCAUCAGACCCACAGACCCUCAGACCCCCACAGUCCCACCGACCCUCAGACCCCCACAGACCCACAGACCCUCAGACCCUCAGACCCCCUCAGUCCAUCAGACCCACAGACCCUCAGACCCCCACAGUCCAUCAGACCCACAGACCCUCAGACCCCCACAGUCCAUCAGACCCACAGACCCUCAGACCCCCACAGUCCAUCAGACCCUCAGACCCCCACACGCCAGCAGACCCCCAGACCCUCAGACCCCCCAGACCCACAGACCCUCAGACCCCCACAGUCCCACAGACCCUCAGACCCCCACAGUCCAUCAGACCCACAGACCCUCAGACUCCCACAGUCCAUCAGACCCACAGACCCUCAGACCCCCACAGUCCCACAGACCCUCAGACCCCCACAGUCCCACAGACCCUCAGACCCCCACAGACCCACAGACCCUCAGACCCUCAGACCCCCUCAGUCCAUCAGACCCACAGACCCUCAGACCCCCACAGUCCCACAGACCCUCAGACCAGUUUUAAAGUCUCUUGUUUUGAUGGACUGGUCCAGGUAA
Cheilinus undulatus (humphead wrasse) is the source of this 2937-nucleotide messenger RNA. Its product is annotated as adhesive plaque matrix protein-like. The coding region runs from base 1 to 2937 and encodes 978 amino acids. Lineage: Eukaryota; Metazoa; Chordata; Actinopteri; Labriformes; Labridae. The record is from RefSeq and is a predicted model, not a curated record. The transcript is spliced from 2 exons.